UAUGUGUACAUAGGUGCUAUCGCUGAACCGUGGCAUGUUUCCUAGCUAGUGUGUACACAUAAACAUGUACAAGUAUUUAACGCUGGUGUUGGAACCAAAGCAUGACGCUUAUAUGAAUAUCAAUGCUUAAUUACAUGUAUGUUAGUUUGCUUGCAUAUAGAGAGCAUGAAUACCACUCCUGCUUUAUAGAAGCAGCCAACUGUGUCCUGUUUAUUGCUGAUGGGAAGUACGAGGUAUCGUAUGAAUCUAACAUCCUGUUGUCGUACGAUAGCUUGGUUUACUGGAUCCCUCCCGCCAUCUACAAGAGUUCCUGCACCAUUGACGUUCAGUUCUUUCCUUUUGACCAGCAGAUCUGUGAGAUGAAGUUCGGAUCCUGGACGUUUACAGACAAGCAGCUGAACUUUACCUUCUACAAUAAUAUGGACAGUUUAGAUUUCACCGACUAUCUGAAGAGCGGAGCGUGGGAUAUAAUUGCCGGACCAGGACGGAUCACGACUGAAAUCGACCCGGGAUCUAAUCAGAACAAAGCCAUGGUCAUAUUCGAGUUCCACCUUCGCAGGAAGACGCUGUUUUAUACGGUCAAUCUCAUAAUUCCAUGUAUAUUAAUAUCGUUCGUGAGUGUCUGUGUCUUUCUGCUUCCGGCUGACGCAUGUGAGAAAAUAACGCUUUGUAUAUCUAUUUUGCUGGCGCUGGUUGUGUUUUUGUUGCUUAUUUCCAAAAUUUUGCCGCCAUCCCUAAAGAUCCCGCUGAUCGCUCACUAUUUACUGUUUACCUUUAUAAUGAACAUCCUCGCCAUCUGUUUGACUGUAUUUGUCAUCAACAAAAAUUUCCGAACUCCAAGGACGCACCAAAUGCCCAACUGGAUUCGAAUCGUUUUCCUGAACUACCUGCCCCGCCUUCUUUUGAUGACCCGUCCCAAUCAUAUGGAGAGAUGGCAGAAACCGAAACAAGAGAUAUCCGAUCAGCAUAGCAGUUCGAGCAUAUAUCAAAAUAACGUCACCAGAUCGAACCACAUUUCCUCCAGUUCGCCAAACUUUCAAGAACUGACUGAAUCUCACCACCCAGGAUGCCGCAGACAGAAUAACAGAUGUGUCCCAGAAGGUUCUCCUUUACUAGGCUUCACACGUCAAAAUGCCAACCAUUCUCCUGGCCACGCCCCAAAGAACAAACUUUUUCAGAUGACUCCUGAUCUUAAGGAAGCAACAGACGCCUUAAAGUUUAUAACUGAACACCUGAAGGCCGAGGAUGAAUAUGACACAGUGCUGGACGACUGGAAGUUUGUGGCCAGUGUCUUGGACCGACUCCUACUGAUUGUGUUUCUGACUGUUACUAUAUUUGGAAGCAUGGGUAUACUAAUGCAGACCCCGUACAUCUUGGAAUACGUCGAUCAAGAUGAGAUCAUACAGAAACUGAUGAAGAAAUACAUGAAAUAAGGGACACGUGACUUGUUACGAAACAAACACUGCAAACAUAUAUUAAUCAAAUUGACCAAUGACCAGUUACCCAUACAUUAUCACAUGAUUUUUAGUCUUGGUCUGCUAAAAUGAUUUUUUCUUCUGUUUUUCAGAGAUUUGCGACAUAUCAUGUAUAUUUAUCUUUUCAUCGAAGUUCUGUGCAUUUUUGUGAAAACUUGAGAUUUUGAUAUGUUUAUUUCAAGCACUCGAUUGUAAUUUUCUAUGUUAUUUGUUUGCUCAAUGUUUUAUAGCAAUAAACGAUGAAUAUAGUACACAACUACACUAAUACAUUAGAGUAAUGUUAACACCAGGAAAAUAAUUGUCUACAUAUAUCGUAUAGUGCCUUGUACAUGUAUAGAAUGUAUGGUGGGGGAUAGGUAUACUGAAAGUUGCAUACUGCGCCACGGAGUCCAUUGCCUCACUUUUGUAGUUAUUUAUCUUUCAAUUGAUGGAAACAUAUCUAAAUUGGGCUAUUGCUGUCGAGGAUUUUCGUUAAACAAACAUCUUCAUUUGAUUUUUUUAUGAUUCUAAGAGCGUGCAACUUUCAGUAUAUUGUUAUUAGCUUGCUUGGAUAGCUAUAGUCGAUACACAUAUGCACUCCAAAAAUUGGCCUUCAGUAAAUCUAUCAAAUGAAAUCAAAGAGACUGCAAUAUUAUUAGAGAACAUUUUGGAUGUCAUUGAAUGAUUAAUUGUGAUUUCUUACGAUUACGAAAUUCUUUAAAAACAUCCCUAUACUAAAGAUAUCAACAGAUCUCUGUUUCAUUGGGAUACUUUGAGUGAUUUGGUUGGAAAGUGAUCGGAGGCCAAUUUUUGUUUAUUUGAAAUUUUGGUUGCGCUGUAGUUGCGUGAUGGUGCGCUGCAUGCCAAAACAACGCUUGUCUCCUGAUUGCUGAUUGGUUGAUUGGUACUAAUGACUGAUAAUGCUAUCCGGUGGAGAUCGGGCUCUGUUAGCGGCGGGAACACGAUACAGGGAUAACACAGCGCUCACUGAAACAACAGCCUUAUAAAAGGGGGAAUCAUUAUCAAAUAUCUGUUUCUUAUUGUUUAUUCAGCGUGUUUUCUGUUCAAACAAUGUAUUUGGCCACACGUGUGAAGAAAAAAAGGUCUAAGGAUUUGUGUUACUUCGAAACAACAGCUUGUACUUUACUUAAUUAACAACAAUUCAAUAAUCUAAAGGUGUCUGACCUUGUUUUAUAAGAUUAGGUUGUAAUAAAAAUCAAUCCUCCUUCGUAAUUGUUUAAUAUUUCACUUCUACAAAAACACCGAUAAUAUAAUGUUACAAUUCAUUUAAAUUGUCAAUGGAUGUUGCAUAAAAAUUAAAAUUGUGAAUAGUUCAAAUGAUCGAA
This is a messenger RNA of Magallana angulata, 2800 nucleotides long. Its product is annotated as acetylcholine receptor subunit beta-like 1. NCBI's taxonomy places the organism in Eukaryota, Metazoa, Mollusca, Bivalvia, Ostreida, Ostreidae. Gene Ontology annotation, biological process: monoatomic ion transmembrane transport; regulation of membrane potential; nervous system process. The coding region runs from base 123 to 1433 and encodes 436 amino acids. Gene Ontology annotation, cellular component: membrane; neuron projection; synapse. The record is from RefSeq and is a predicted model, not a curated record. Gene Ontology annotation, molecular function: transmembrane signaling receptor activity; neurotransmitter receptor activity; extracellular ligand-gated monoatomic ion channel activity. The transcript has 3 exons.